Anthostomella pinea is the source of this 948-nucleotide messenger RNA. Lineage: Eukaryota; Fungi; Ascomycota; Sordariomycetes; Xylariales; Xylariaceae. The record is from the annotation of a GenBank genome assembly.
AUGUUCGAGCACUGGCCUCGUGCCGUUCAUCCAGACCUCCAAAAACUGGACGACGAUGCCCAGAAGAUUCUCGAAGGGGUUCUUUCAUCCGCUGGAGAUGCGAGUCGCCUGAAGAAGCUGAAGAGCUCUGUCAUUGCGCUGCUUACAGCCUCGUGGUGGCCCUACACGUCUUUCGAUGCUCUGCGCGUGGCCACCAUCAUGUCGAUCUGGCUGUUCAUAUGGGACGACGAAACGGACUCAUACGAAUACUCCCAAUUGAUCAACGACUACGACCGCUCGUGUGUCUACCGGGACGAGACCAUCCGGUAUAUCCGAGGCGGCCUAUCAUUAGACAGCCCGAAGAUAGAUCUUGGCUCAAUUUCGAAUGAUCGAACCAUUACCAUGUUCAAGCCGGUUGGGGAAGCGAUUGCGAAGUCGUGCACUCAACGCCAGAUACAGCGUUUCUUCGACGAACUGUUGCUCUUCGUCCAGAUGACCGAAGAAGAGCAUCUGUCGCAAACGAAGCACAUAAUCCCAACUGUCGAAGAGUACUUGGAGCGUCGCAUGGGAUCGAGCGCCGUUGGGGUAUGUCUGGCGAUUCAUGAGUAUGCCUUGGGGAUCGAACUACCGAAGGAAGUGAUGGAUGAUCGCGCAAUGAAGGCAUUGUGGCACGAGACAAAUAUCAUCAUCUCAACAGUCAACGAUUGCCUCUCAAUUAAGAAAGAAGUGAUCCUGCAGGCUCAAUCACAGGUUGACACACUGAUUCCGUUACUCUGUCCGAAGCUCGGUUCGGCGCAAGCAGCGGCAGACGUUGCUUUAGAGAUGAUACGCUCAGCGACAUCGCAGUUCCAGGCUGCCGAAGCCGAGAUCCUACAAAGAUACUCGCAUAUUCCACAUAUCCACGACGACCUUCAGAGAUUUGUCGAUAGUUGCAAGUACGCCUGUACUGCCAACCUGGAUUGGAGGUAA